Messenger RNA from Zootoca vivipara (common lizard), 1674 nucleotides. It is a transcript of the gene MINAR2, whose product is annotated as membrane integral NOTCH2 associated receptor 2. The record is from RefSeq and is a predicted model, not a curated record. NCBI's taxonomy places the organism in Eukaryota, Metazoa, Chordata, Lepidosauria, Squamata, Lacertidae.
AAAUGGAGAAAACCAAAUAUGUGAAGGUGGACCACUCUAUCCAUCUAGCGCAGUAUUGUUUCUGCCAGGGGGGAUACGCCACCGUGGUGCUCCCAUGUCAUUGGACUUAAACUUCCAACAGUCCUAGCCAACAUGGCCAAUGUAAACCCAACAGUUUCCGGAGCACCGGUCUUCAAAGAAAUGUUAUGAGGAUAAAUUCUAAAUUGCCAUUUAUUAGUCAGUACCUGUUCCCCCCUGCAAAGGGGGAGGUUUUAAGUCCUGUUUUAUUUUUGUGGAAUGUAACCACUUUCACAGCUGCCAGACACUCACUCAGGCUACAUUUUUAGCAAGUUGUCCACUACACAAUUUCUUUUCUGAUCCAUCACACUGCCAGCUCAGACCUCGUAAGUGUAUAGGGGAUAUUAAGGUCUUCCUACCACAACGUGCAGUGCUGUAUUUCAUGCCAGUGAUCACCUUGUGACAGUUACAGGUAGGUAGCCGUGUUGGUCUGAGUUGAAGCAAAAUAGAAAAAUUCCUUUCGUGUGCAUGCACACAAGGUAUCUGAAGAAGUGUGCAUGCACACGAAAGCUCAUACCAAAAUAAAAACUUAGUUGGUCUUUAAGGUGCUACUGAAGGAAUUUUUCUAUUCACCUUGUGACAGUCAAGAGUGUUUUCAAUAGACUUCUGAAAUGCUGCAGUAGCAAAUAAAGUUGGGAUUAGUUUUUUAAGCUACAUUUUACAUUGCAAGCUCUGGUGUCAUUUUUAUGCAUACUUGCUUCAGAAAUCCCCACUUCUGCAACUUUUGCUGCACUCAGACAUCUCGGGCAUCCAGUAACUGAUUGUCACAUUUAAUGGACACAUUUAGAGCCUUCCUUUCACUUCAGACCAGCUCUUGAAAACAUCGGCUAAUCCAGUUUAAAGGGACCCGCCGUGUUGCUCAUUUUCAUGUGCAGACAAUAGGAAAUGUAUCUGCCUGAACAUCAGUCAGCUCCAGUUUCAGGUAGGAGAAAGGCAAUAUCCUUGUUCACUUAAUUAAUUAUAGAAGAAGUUGGGAGCUGCUCCGGGGAAGAGCAACUUGCUUUCACCAAUAUGUGACAGAGAAACAUGGAUCUCUCUGCACUGCCAAACAACAACCACCCCGAUAAAUUCCUGCAGCUAGACGUGAAAUCCUUAGCAAAAACCUCCAUCUUUUUACAAACCUGGCUAGCAAGUUUUCCAGACACGCAUUUUCCUGAGCAACAGCAAUGGCACAACAGAGUCUAUUCACAGAGAGAAAAGAAAAAUUUACGUGAGCAGCCUAUCGCGGAAGUGAGUGAGCCCCAUCCCGCAGCGAUAGAUAAAGCCCUUGGAAAACACAUUACACCAAUCACCUUGAAAUCAACCAUCAAAAGAAAUCCUCUUUACAGUGAUGUCUUCCCUGAUGAUAGCUGGAAGGAAGGGAAAAAAUACCCAUCCUGGACUGUUCAAGACUACGACAGACAUUCCUUAAACUCUAGCCUGGCUCACUAUCUAAAGGAAAACCCAAACGACCUGCAGUACUGGUUGGAAGAUGUUUACACACCAGGAUAUGACACCCUGCUGAAAAAGAAAGAGAGAGAAAGGAAACACUCGCAAUGUUGCUUCAUUGCGCUGCUCCUGACAUUGCUGGUUUGUGUCAUCAUAACAACGGUGACAGUUUGUGUUCUGUUUACCUGA